GUUUAUCGUGUCCGCGCAUAUCCCCUUCCCUCGCGACUAGACCAGCAGCCCGUUGUGUCCGGCUUCGUACGACUCGAAAAAGUGCCAUGACAGAUCCAGAGAGAGCAGAGGGCAGCGAUAUGGAGUCCGUGGAGGAUGAUGACGAGAGAUUUGCUAAUCGUAUAAUGAAUCAGCCUGGACUCCUGGCAGCUCUGCAAAAUCGAUUCAACGCUGGUGCUGCUAUGGAGAAUCUUCCUGCUCCAGUCAAACGCAGGAUCAAGGCUCUCAAGCAGCUGCAGUUGCUGUCCGUUAAUCUCGAGGCUAAAUUCUACGAGGAGGUGCAUGCGCUGGAGUGCAAGUACCACAAGAUGUCGUCCAAUCUUUAUGAGAAGAGGAGUGGAAUUGUGGCGGGACUUUACGAGCCGACUGAUGAGGAGUGCGUGUGGGAGAGUGAUGAGGAGGAAGAGGAGGGUAUCACCAAUGACUUGAAGGAUAAGGUUAAAAUCGAGGAGAUCAAAGAGAAGAAGGACACGACUGAGAAUGAGAAUGUCAAGGGGAUCCCUGACUUUUGGCUGACGAUAUUCAAGAAUGUGGGCAUGCUUGCUGAAAUGGUGCAGGAGCACGAUGAACCCAUUCUCAAGAAUCUUUAUGACAUCAAAGUCAUUUUCUUGGAGAGUAAUCCAAUGGGUUUCAUUCUUGAGUUCCACUUUGAGCCAAACGAAUACUUCUCCAAUUCAGUCCUGACCAAGGAAUACGUUAUGAAAUGCGUGCCAGAGAAGAAUGAUCCAUUCAGUUUCGAGGGGCCAGAGAUUUAUAAGAGCACUGGCUGUACCAUUGACUGGAAGAAGGGAAAGAAUGUAACAGUUAAAACAAUCAAGAAAAAUCAGAAACACAAAUCCAGGGGCCAUAUGCGCACAGUCACCAAGACUGUGCAAAACGAUUCGUUCUUCAAUUUCUUCUCACCACCAGUUGUUCCAGAUGAUCGUGAGGCUGAAUUGGAUGACGACAUCCAGGCACUUCUCACGAGUGAUUUCGAGAUUGGACAUUACAUUAGGGAAAGAAUUGUCCCUCGUGCUGUACUCUACUACACAGGCGAAGGUCUCGAGGAUGAAGGCGAUGAGUACGAGGAGGACGAGGGAGAUGAUGAUGAAGACGAGGAAGACGAGGAGAUCGAUGACGAGGAGAACGAGGGCGAAGAGCCAUCGGGCAAGAACGAGACAAGAUCAGGUGGGAAACUACAGGAAAAACAUCCCGUUGAGUGUAAACAGCAGUAAAAAAAAACAAAUUAUGAUCCCACGCGCUCUGUCGUAAUCCCUUGAUUUGUUAAUUGCCAAGAAGAUGUACAAUUUGAUAUAAACCAGGUUUCCACAUCUCUUUUUAUUAAAAAAAAAACAGAAAAAUGUAAAAAAAGAACUAGAGAAUUUAGGAAGAAAUGGAACAAUUACAUCUUUAACCAUCGCACGUAUCGUGCGUCUCUUCGAUUACAGGUCAUGCAUAGAAAAAUCUUCGAAACGAUCCCUCCCUUCCUUAAAUCCAUGUGUGGAAUUCUGGAUGUUGCUGCUGUUUUAAAACAAACUUUUGCGUACUGAGAAAUUUUUUAAUACUGAAUGAAAAAAAGGAGCAAAUAAUAAUGAAGGAAAUAUGUGUUGAAAAAACUGUUUGGAUUUGUUUCUUUGUUGCGUCCCUUUAGUUAUUCAAUACCCUACUGCCUUUUUCCACUUCAAAAUCAAAUAGCCGUGUAAAAUAAAGACGUAAUUAUCUCAUUGUUUUCUACCAUCGAUUUAAUCGCCGAAUGUCUAUAUUUUUUCUAUACAAUAUUCAUGUGAAACAGACAUGGUUUGCAUUAUGUUUUUUUAAUAAAUUCGAAUUGAAUAAG
Messenger RNA from Diachasma alloeum, 1855 nucleotides. RefSeq names its product nucleosome assembly protein 1-like 1 (gene Nap1). Gene Ontology annotation, molecular function: chromatin binding; histone binding. The record is from RefSeq and is a predicted model, not a curated record. Gene Ontology annotation, cellular component: nucleus; chromatin. Lineage: Eukaryota; Metazoa; Arthropoda; Insecta; Hymenoptera; Braconidae. The coding region runs from base 87 to 1253 and encodes 388 amino acids. The transcript has 6 exons. Gene Ontology annotation, biological process: nucleosome assembly.